Messenger RNA from Lactuca sativa (garden lettuce), 399 nucleotides. The record is from RefSeq and is a predicted model, not a curated record. NCBI's taxonomy places the organism in Eukaryota, Viridiplantae, Streptophyta, Magnoliopsida, Asterales, Asteraceae.
AUGUCUCCUAGAUUAAAAAAAUAUGCAUCUGGAUAUGAAAAAUGUAAAAAGAAACAAAAAAUUAAAGAAGAUAAUAAAGUUCAAGCAGAUAAUAUUGAUGAUAAUGAUUAUGUUGAUGUUGAUGUUGAUGUUAAUGAUAAUGCUAAUGACAAUGUUGAUGUUAAUGAUAAUCCUAAUGUUGAUGUUGAUGGUAAUGUUGAUUUUCACACUUUUGAUAUAUUUGAUCCAAGAAAUUGGGUUGUUCUUGAUUCUAAUAUGAUAAAUAUAUUAGCAUUGAAAGGUCCUAAAAGAUUUUCUGCAACAUAUUACACUAAAACUUUACCAAAUGGGGAAAAAUGUGAUAGAGAUUGGCUUGUUUAUUCUAAAAAAAUUGAUAAUUUUUUUUUGUUUUUGUUGUAA